Molecule: messenger RNA, 1795 nt
Organism: Prorocentrum cordatum
Lineage: Eukaryota; Dinophyceae; Prorocentrales; Prorocentraceae
Source: the annotation of a GenBank genome assembly
UUUGGCUCAAGCCACCGAUGACCCAUCGGUAGUGUGCUGCGAACGUGCACCAUCGAGUGCUGGCGCCUCCCCCCUUCAGAUCUCAUGCCUGGACGCCGCUCCUUGGCUAGCCGCGCGGCACGCCAUGCUCGGGUUGAGGAACGUAGCUUUCUUCAACCCCUUCCAGGUCCUGGACUACGAUGGCUGGCCGUCCCACUGUUCCUGAAGCAGUCAGCGGCGAAGGUGAUUCACUCCAUGGGGAGUCACGCCAUUGGUGAUCGUCAUGCGCUUGCUCCUCAUCACUUCGCUCGCGGAGCUGCUGCUGGUGCGGGAUUGCUUCCCGAGCUUCUUCGUCAGCGUCUCCGAUAUCAUCGAGAUGCCAAUCGAGCCAAGCAUCAAGCUGGUCUUCUCCUACAGGAAGCGCGUGCUGAUGAGCCUGCUGCUCCACCGGUGGCUGCCUCGUCGGCUUCUGGCGCACCGCCGACCUACAAGUAAGUGAACACCGACAAGGUCAACUCCCUGGACACCGUCUCCUUGUCUGAGGUGAUAUCUGGCCAUGGUCGUCCGCGUGAUGAUGUUGUGCUCCACUCGGCUUCUUCCUUGGCCGUGUUGCGGGUGAAGCUCGAGACGUUGGAGUACGCGCUUGCCGAGAGUGACAAAUUACGGCGAGAGGACCAACGCGCUUUGGACUGCCUCCUUGAGAAAGUCAGAACCAAAACUCCGAGUUCAAGCAGGAAUUGGCCGACGUCAUCGCCGCGGCCGAGCACCAGUUCGCCACCGUCGCGGACCAGCUGGGCACCAAGCAGGCCUCGCUGAUGAACGACGUCAUGGCCAUCAUCCACAAGACCGCGACUGCCUCCACCGCCGACCUCCAGAGCGACAACGCUCACGACCAGCUCAACGCCAAGGACGAGAUUGCUACCACCGCCGUGCACCAGAUCGCCUACAUCAGGGACCAGCCCACCGCCAAGGACGAGUCCGACAUAAUCCACACGUUUGCCAAGCUGCUCCUUAAUCCUACUCCUGCUACGCCUGUGGACGCCGAUGCCGCGCUGUCGUGCUCGCCCGCCUCCUUCGACGCGCAAUGCUUGUACUCCCUCAUCGAUUCGUCCAAGUCCAAGUGUCCCAUUGCCGAGAGUCAACUGCAGACGCUGCUAGCACGCCAGGAAAGACACCUGCAAGAGCUCUCCUCCUUCAACACCGUCAAGCAGACGAUGAUCAGCAAGUCCGUGGGCUCCGCCGAGGUGCAGCACAUUCCCAGCCAGAAGAUCGAGCUCGGUACUUUCGGCCCGGUUGCCGGCGACUCCUUGAACGACGUCCUGUUUUGCGUGCUGGACCUGAUAUGGAGUACAGAUAUUGCAGAGUGUGUUGAUUGGCCUGGUCAAGCGCUGUCACCAAGCGAGUUAUCCGAUGGGAUGCCCGAUGCCGUGAUGAAGCCCCCCGCCGACCCUGACUCGAAGCUGGCCGUUGACCAGCAGUGGCUCCUCCAGAGCGGCAUGUUGGACAUGCUCGGAGUGUUUGAUACGUGCGACUGUAACACGUUUGACGGCAUGUACGACUUCGCCAAGUGCCUCGGCUACGCUGAAGAUGUGUGCUCCGAGUCCGACUGGUCGCAUUCUGGGCUGGUUGGCGACUCCUACGAGUGCGACUCCAGCGAGUCCAGCGAGUGCGAGCCCUCUGACUACUACGCCUCCAAGUACUCCACCUACAACAACUACGACUGCGACCUGAGUCGGCAGGCCGCCGCGCGCGCGCGGUAGCCGCCCCGAACGGGACCGAUUGGUUUCGUUCGCUCCUCCUCCGCCUUCUUCCGGAC